Molecule: messenger RNA, 441 nt
Organism: Paramecium tetraurelia
Lineage: Eukaryota; Ciliophora; Oligohymenophorea; Peniculida; Parameciidae
Exons: 2
Source: RefSeq, a predicted model, not a curated record
AUGAGUUUCCCAAAUUAAGAUUAUUUAGCCAUGCUCAAAAGCAAAUAACAACAGCAACAAUAGUAACCGUUUCAACAAUAGUUCUGCUAUCCAAUGAUGACACCCCAACCUUGGAAUUAUUGGAUGAUGCAACAACAGUUCCAGCAAAUGCCUUAGAUGUAGAUGUCUCCCAUGUUGUCCUAAUAAUAAAUGAUGUCUCCGGUCUCCCCUUUGAAUGUGUCUAUGAUUCCAUCCUAAUUUCUGCUUCAACCUCAGUAAACUCAAAGCAAAUUAUCAACAUCCCAAUCUUAGCCACUCCAGAAUAAACAAUAUGUGGAAGUCAAUGGCACCAAAGUGAAAAUGUAUUUGAAGUUGAUCAAGGAGGAUGAUGACUUGUUGGAUUACGAUGAGAUUAAACGAGAAAAAUAAAAAAAAGGCAAUUUGACCAAUAAAAGGAAAUGA